Molecule: messenger RNA, 14944 nt
Organism: Xyrichtys novacula (pearly razorfish)
Lineage: Eukaryota; Metazoa; Chordata; Actinopteri; Labriformes; Labridae
Source: the annotation of a GenBank genome assembly
GAGUCAAACUCUCCUGAUCACUGAAAUGAUACGAACUUCCCAUCUCCAUCGCCCAUUCAACCACAGGGUGGAUACUUUACAUUCUUAGCACCGUGCCCCCAAACAUGAUUGGUCAGCUCUCGGCCGACACCCUCGAGGGACAGCCAAUCAUCGCGUUUGCAGUAAGCAGGCCGGUUCCGGUUCAUCCCCCGUCGUGCUCCACGGUGUAUCCGCCCAGUGCGUGCCUGCCUGUCCUGUCGACCUACCCCCCUCACGAGGAGCCGUGGUUGGUAUCAAAGUGGGAUAAAAAAAACACCAGAACCCUCGUGUCGGGGAACCGGGUCAGACGGAGAGGCAGCGGCUGGAAGAGUUCGACGGUCCGGACAGGGUUUUACUUCAACGGCUCGUGAAGGGGAAAAAAGCGCGAGGAUGGACCCGCUGGUUGCUGCGAUAGAUCAGGGCACGAGCUCGACGAGGUUCCUGGUGAGUGACGUGGAACAGACGUUGGAAUGUUAACGUUAAUUUCACAGACGGUUGGGAUUCUUUACGUUAAAACACGACGUUUUAUAUUUUAUCUUUUAACGGUGGUUAAAAGGUUGGUAAUAAUCGAAAAAGUACCGAACUAAAAAGAACAAAUUUGAAGUUAUUUGAAAAUUUAAUCGCGCGAGUUUAACCGGUUCGGAUUAGGACAAACGGUUGGCUCAAAAUCUACGAUUCUUCGACAGAAACCGUCGAAUAUUUCUAAAUUUCGCGUCAAUUUUACCCGUCAAAGUCAACAUUCAACGCAGAUGUGAAUGUUAUCGCCACCAGACAGUGUUUUAUCUACUCAGACUUUAAUUCGACUGCAGUGUUAAUCGAUUAAAAUCUUUAUCCGUCGCCUCAGCUGUCAAGAAGUCAUGUAGCCAGGUUAGUGUGGCACUUCUACACUUUGUUGGAUAAAACUACAUAUGUUACAAGAGAAAAACAGUUUUUUGUACUGGAUUUGGAUUAACAGUCUCAAAAUUAUUUAUUCAACAAAAUGUUGAGAGAGGAAAAAAUAUGACAAUCCCAACUAAACAGAAACUUCAUCACAUCUGGCAUCAUGUUUCAGGUUUAUUUGGAAAAUCUCUGGAUAUUUGAAGGGAAAUAGUCACAAAAUCAGCUUUUCCCCCCCUAAAUAAUAUAUAAUAAGUUCUACACAGAUUAAUAUUGGUGACACGGUCCAGUACUGUCAAUUUUUCUGGACCUGGAUAGACAAAUAUGGCAUUUUUACGCUCUACUACUUUCUCCUUGUAUUAAAUUUGUUUCUUUUGCACAAGUUGACAUGUCUGACAAAGACACUGUUGGAUACAGAUCGUCUACAUUAUAAUAUGACAGUGUUCGCUGUAACAAGAGUGUCUGAGUGUCAAGAGUCAUCUGUAUGAAGUCCUCUGUGUUUGGAUUAAACAUGUGAUUCAGUAAUUUUCAGGUCAUUGUGAGGACGUCAUUGUGUGUUCUGUCUGCAUCGUUUACAUCAGGAGUUUGGGUUGUUGGGAUCGUAUUGAAUCUUGGUGAUUGAUCACUGAAGUGAAUAUCUUUAAUCUCAUUUGACCGUGGAGUUAGGUGCUGGAUGAUAAUACACUUAAAAAGUUCAUGACCCCUUUUUAAGGAACUCAUUAUCUGUGUUGAAAGGAGCACCAGUUUUGUUUGACACACCCCUCAGUUUUAAGUCCAGCUGAACAGAAUUCAGAUUCAUCUCAUUAAUAUUAAAUCCUGCUAACUUGACCAGUUUUGACCAGCCUGAUGAAGCUCCUCGACUUUUUCCAUGUGUUGGUUUGUUUACAGUUUAGCCACAUGAAUCCUGUUCAGAGAGCCAUUGUCUUUAAAUUGGGCUUCCUAAACCAGGUCAGCUGGAAGACUGAAUUUGGCGCUGAAGACGGUAUUUCUGGGCUCAGUGGAGAUAAAAGUUUGACCUGUGGUUAGUUUUUCAAAGAAGAGACUGAAAGGAUCUGGUUUGGUCCGCCAGAUUUGUUUUUUUAUUGUCUGUGAUAUUGUCCCAAAUCCAAAAUUUGUGCUCUGAUUUCCAGGUCGUACAUCGCGUGUAUUCUGGAGGUAAAAUGGCUGAUUUGCGUCAAAGACUGGGGUUAAAAACAUCUGUGUGUUUGCAGACAUGUUGCAUUGAUAACAGCCUGUCUGAGCAGUGGCAGUCUGCAAGAGCAAAAAAAUAUGUGUCAGGUUUAUUACUAUCUGACUUUUAUUGUCUAUAAAGAUUAACACCAGAGAACAACCAAGUCUUUCAUUAUAUUUGGGUCUGUUUGUGCGUCAUAUUGAUUGAAUCCAAAGUCAUGGUUUUCCAUCACAAACAGGGGCCCUGACAGUUCUCGUGAUGUUUUCCUAAAGUGGUCCAAAGGUCCUGGUUUUAACCCUCGAUGAGGUCCUUAACUGAGAGCUCAGACAGUGAAAGGGUCGAGUUAAACUUUAACAUAGUUUGGUGUUUGUUAUCGUCCAUCCUAGUGCUUGGAUGAGGAGACAGAGAGAACAUGCUGCUCAUCGAAGCUGAAAACGAUGACGAAGGAGAAGAGGCCGCGUACAUGUGAUUCAUACUUUUGUAAUUUCCUUUACCUGUUGUGCAACAGCAAGGUGUCUCCCUGAGCAGAGAAAGUGCUAAGAAAAUAUUUUAGAAAUGAAAAAGCUCAUUAUGAUUUAACACCAAAAAGUGACACUCUAUAAAGUCUGUGUGGACAAUAAGCUGCUGAUAAAGUCUGCUUCCCUCUGUCUCAGUCAGGACCAGAUGUUGUGUGGUUUUUGUUGGUACACAGAGGGGUUAUUGUGCACACAGAUUUCUGAUAAAACCUGUGAUGUGUUAGUGAAGUCUGGAUUUGUUUAUUUGAAGCAGAGAGAUCAGUCUGAUUUGGGAUCUUUUGUUUUGGCGGGUCAGAAAACCUUCCAUUUCAUUUCCAGGUGACAAACUGGACUGAGCUGUUUUCUUCUGUUUUAGUGGGUUUAAAAAGCUUCAGUCAUUUAGUGAAUGCAGAAGGAGUGUUAGGAGUGUUAUGCAGAAAAUGACACUUCAAGUGGAAACUGUCGUCAUGGAUUUUGUUGUGUGGGGACAGAGAGUGAAUGAUUCACAUUCUUGGUUAACUUUAAGGUCAAGGUUACCAUCCUGAGAAAAUGUGGAAAUUCGACUUGUUGGAGUACAUUGUCAGUUGCCAUAACUAGGUCAGCCUUUAAACAUUCGAGGUAAAGUUUUGGUCUGGUGACGUCCUGAUUUGUCUGUCCCGGUUGUGAGCUCUGUCCUUUUAUAGUCAGAGAGGAUGUUCCUGUGUGCCAUCCAACUCUGUGGCUUCAUCUGAAUGUUACCUCCCCUCGUCUUGGUGUCACAGAGUUCAGGAUGCAGCAUGUGUGCGUAUUUGUGACUCGAUAGCUGCGUGAAGGUCAGAGAGAUCAAGGUUGCUGUAAACUGCUCUUGUUAAAUGUUCCACUAAGUGAGAGGUGAAGCGAGCAGCCUUGAUUUGCAGUGGUCUGGACCACUCGCUCAUAAGCCGUACACUUUAUCCUAUUACCCGAGAUGAAAUGCUGACUUCUGCCCCACUCUACAGGUUAAUAUGCUGCCCCCUGUUUAAUCUCCUCCCUCUGUAAUCAAGAGCUAACUCAGUCUGGAAAAUGUCCGAGCUUAGAGAUGGUGCUGCAGAAAAAUAAUCAUCUCCUGUCCAGAUUCUCCACUUUCCCCCUAACAUGGAGUAAAUAAGUUAUUGAGAAGUUUGAAAAAUGAAGCUGAUUGAUUUUGACAAACUCAUCUCCUCAUGAACCACAGGUGCUCAGUGAAGUGGAAAUGACUCAGUUUUUCAAAAUCAUCCUCAACUUUAAAAUUCGUAAAUUCAGAUUAAUAAUCAGCCUCUGUGACCAUCUCGUCUUUCCUUGUCCUCACCUUUCUAACUUUAGGUGCAAAUCUUUGUUUUUCUCCUCAGGUGUUUAAUGCCAAAACAGCUGAGCUGAUCAGCCAACACCAGGUGGAGAUAAACCAGAGCUUCCCAAAGGAGGGGUAAGUGUUUGGAGUGAAACCGACUUAUCUCUGUCCAAAAUAACAUGCUAGUUACAUUUUCGAUCAAUUCAUCAUCGUUUUCUACUCAAUGACAGAAAACUGUGAAAUGCAGUUUAGCACUUUAUGCAGAAAUCAAACAGUGUCUUAAUUUUCAUCUAGCAUCUACUGAAGUGCAGAAAACAGCCAGGAGUCUCAAAUUUUAAUCUUUUCAACUGGACGAAAAAAGGCCACAUAUUGUCACGGCUCUGCAUGUUUUGGUGCUUCCAGUUAAACUGUAAUAAAGGUUAAUGUUUUACUUUAUUUGGUGUGUAGGACAUGAUGGAGUCCAAAGUUCAGCUCUGUUUUUAUUUCACUCACUUUGUUGAUGGUUUUUUUUAAGAGUCACUUCAAACUUUUAUACGAGACCCGGCUAACAGCAGGAUUGUUAUUCUGAACAUCAGUAACAGCUGCUGCAUCUUUACAGUCAAAGUCAGAACAAACUCACAUGAAUUUACACGAAUCUGCUCUGUACAGGUUUUUGGUUUCGUUCCCAUUUUUGAGUCUCUCGCACAUACAGGGCUCAGAGUGUGUACAUGUCUGUGUUUGUGUUUCCUCAGCUGGGUGGAGGAGGACCCCAAGGAGAUCAUGCAGUCUGUGUACGAGUGCAUGGAGAGGACCUGUGAGAAACUGUACCAGCUCAACAUUGACGUCUCCAACAUAAAAGGUGAGAAACCGCCUCUAAAAGCACCAAAACUGACCCUGGACCACACCCUGGAGAGAGAGAGUGAGAAGUGGGUGGAGUUUGUGGUUUUGCUGAUGGUAAUAUUGUCGUUGUUGUUGUUGUUGUUGUUUUCUCAGCGGUGGGAGUGACCAAUCAGAGGGAGACGACCCUGGUUUGGGACAAAGAGACCGGAGAGCCGCUCUACAACGCCAUCGGUGGGUUUUGAGUUUACAUUCAGGGCUCUGUGUGAUGAAGUACGGCUCACUGUGACAGAAGAAAAAUAUAUUUGACUUUUAAAAUUGAGAGGGAAAUUAAAAGAGUGACUUUGACUGGAUUAAAGUCUGACACCAAAUACAGACAUCCUCCCACAUACUGACUCAAAAAGCUGCGUUUUCCAGCAUGGGUUUAGUUGCAGCAAUCGCAGCCCUUUGUUUGCUGCAGCGUGACGUGAUCUACUGGGGUAAAGGCAAACUUCAGUUUUUUAUCAGUCUUCAAACAUCGGCUCACUCUUGUUUUGUUGUCCAGGUUCAGAAGCAGCUGAGUCCUCCCGUCGUUAUUUUUGAUUCAGUCUGAGUUUCUUUAAAACUUGUUCUGGACGUCAGCGAUCACAUGUCCCGGUUAUUCGAUCAUUAGAUUAUCAAACAAGAGGGUUGUGUCAUCUCGGAAACUUCACAGUGCAUGACUGUGCUCCAUCAGAUGAGACUGUAGUGUCCAGUGUCAGCCCGUCACCGCCCCACCUCCCACCGCACCGCCCCGCCGUGUGAGCAUGAAUCAGUGUAGGAGCUGAGCACAUGGAGCCACCACCCACUGAAGGCUUAAUGUGUGAGCUAAUAUUACCAGCACAGAGAGACUCUCAUUCAUACCCCCCACUGAGGCCUGUGGGUUCAGCCUGAAAGGCGGGUUUCUCUGCCCAUUGGUUGCUAUUCUGAUGGAAUGUGAGGGAUGUGUUGGGGGUGGGUGGUGGUCGGUCGGUCUGUCUGUCGGAGUGCACUGUAGCUCCUCAGGAGACAGGACUGUUUGUGUUUCUACUGUGAAUCAGCUCAGGGUUAAAAAUGUCAAUCACUGGUUUGAUGUUCGGGCUUCAGUUUUUGAUCAGACAUCCAGAGUGAUGUUGAGAGACAUGCUGUUUGAAGGAUUUACAGUGAAUGUUUCUGUUUCCUUAAAUCAGCAGAUUGUCGGGUCGAUCUGAGGUUGAGGUGUUACCUGUUCCUGUCAACUGUAGAUUAAACUUUGAUCUAGUUUAUUAUUUUUUCAAUGUUUCAACAGACAAACGAACUUCAAACAAAACAAAUGUAAUGGAGCUAAAAAUAAAAGUAAUAAUUAUAAAAUAAAUAAAGAAAAUCAAAAUUAGACAGGCAGGUAAGUUGGCAAGGCGAGAAAGUUAACACAUCUGUCCACCAAAACUAUCCCAUUUUUCUUUUUUCAUAUCAUUUUCACAAUUUAAUCUCCCCAACAUCUCCUCACAUGCCACAGUCCCCAUCAUCUGUGUUUUCCACAGACUCGGUGUGGGAGCGUGGGGUUCCUUCCAACACCUCAGAAUAGUCUGUGCACAUGUUAUCAGGCCAGUUUUUAAUAUUCUAAAACUGUAUUUAUCUGGGAAGUUCGUAAUUUAACGAUUUGCUCAUAUAGUCUGUAACUUUUUCCCACGAGGGGAGGAUCGUAGAACAUUCCCAUAAUGCAUGAAUAAAUGUUCCACUUUCUGCCCCACACUUCCAACAAAGAUCAUUAUUAAUUAAACUCAUUCUGUUCAGUCUUGAUGGUUGUCAUUAUUCAUUUUAAACACUGUUAAGGUCGGCUGUGAACUCCUUGGUAUGCACUUUACUGACGUUCCAACCCUCUCACAAAAACAAGUUAAUGAAAACAUGCGGGUGUUGAAUCUGUGGUGUGAAGAAUAACCAUCCUCAUAUAACUUUGACUGUGUUUGGUUGAGAUCUCUGGUGCUGCAGCAGAGUCUCCAUGCACCAGGAUGCACCGCAUACAUCAAUAAAAAUCAUCAAAAAUGGUGACAUGAUGGAGCAUCAGGGGAUAAUUCAGCAGACUGAGCGUCUGCAUACUUUCAUAAGUUUAUCUUCUGUUGAGAUCUUUGAGUUUGAAUCUUAUUUACGCUCUUUCUGCAGUUUGGUUGGACCUUCGCACACAGUCCACGGUGGAGCGGCUCAUCAGCAAAGCUCCAGGCAAGAACAAGAACCACCUCAAGGUGAGAGUCGUCCACAUGUAAAGUUUGUUUUUAGCUUUUGGAUUCAAUUCAGGCUGCAGCAUCAAAAAGAACAACAGAAAUCACUCUUGGUGUUUUUCUCUGUCCACAGCACAAGACCGGCCUUCCUAUCAGCACGUACUUCAGCGCAGUGAAGCUGCGAUGGCUGCUCGACAACGUGGACGAAGUGCAGCAGGCGGUGCUGAGUGAACGCGCCAUGUUUGGGACAGUGGACUCCUGGAUCAUCUGGGUAAGAUUUGCUGAAAGAGAUCAACUCAGAAUCAGAUCAAGCUGAGGCAUGUUCACUGAGAUCUCCCCGUUCAGUCAAAAUGAUUCAGAUCAGACUGACGAUGAAUCAGCAGGAGUCUUUCUUUGUUACCUCUGCAGAAGUUUCCCAUAAGGCUGACUGAAGACCUGUUUUUUUUCCCUUCAGUGUCUAACAGGAGGUAGGAGCGGAGGAGUUCACUGCACAGACGUCUCAAACGCCAGCCGCACCAUGCUCUUCAACAUUCACACUAUGAACUGGGAUCCUGAACUCUGCAGGUAAACGAGCACCUGCACAAAAUCUGAUGACUGAAUUCAAUAAACCCACCAGGGUUGUUUUGAAGCUGACUGCUUGUUGUCGUCCUGUUUGCAGGUACUUUGACGUCCCGAUGGAGAUCCUCCCCAAAGUCAGAAGCUCCUCUGAAAUCUACGGCUUCAUGGUGAGCUCGGCUAACCUGAGAGUCUUCUCUGUGGUUCAAUAACACUGUUUUUGUGUGUCAAGAUCAGCCUGAGUGUGUUUUAUGACUUGUUGGAGUGAUUUUGUCGAUCAGUGUAGAUAAAGGUCAGACUAUAGUCAUAAAGUAUUCCAGUGAAUGGUCUCAUUAGAUAUUUAAAUGACUAUGAAUGUCAUAAAAUCUGAUAAGAUAUGGAGAGAAAGUCGCAGGAACAGCUGAUAGUGAGGAAGUAAAAUAUUUUAUAUCGCUCAGUCAUCGUCGACCUGUUGACUCGGAUGGACAGAAAGGUCACUGGACUCUGUCGGCAGAUAGACGUAAACAGAUUUGACUGGUCUGUUUGGAGUUACUGUGCUGUGUUAUGUUUUAUCAGAGGUUUGAAGUUGUUAGUUUUCUUUUGUCCAGAUUUCUGGAUUAAAACUACCAGGGUUAGAAAAAGUGAGACAGAAACAUCCUCAUCCUUGUUGGUUAUUCUCUCUCCUCUCUGCACCUGUAGAUUCACUCUCAUUUUAUCUGUUUGAAUGAUUUCGAUAUAAAACCAGACUGAUGGUCUGACGUGACGCCCUUCUUCCUGCCUGCUGUUGUGAAUCCUCUUCCUCAGAAAUCCCCCCUCCUGUUAUCUUUGUCUUUAUAACGGCUCUUAUCUCUCCUCUGUGGCAUUUUCUGGCCUGUUUAACUCGUUUUAUGCGACACGCACCUUGCCCUGCAGUUCAGAGGACAUCAGCACGGAGGCUUUGUUUAUUUUCACUCCUCUAAGGGGCGUUUCCUGAGAACAGUUGUUGUAAACCUCAUUUUUUUGAUUGGAUAUCAUUUGUAGGAGAUAAAAAAAAAUCUGGCGACCUGAGCCACACAUGUAGACAAACUGUCAGUGUGUUGAAGCGGUUAAAAGCGGUUAAAGUGAUAAAAACCACCUCCCUGGAUAUGAUCAUCUACCUGACAGUGAUGACUCACUUCCUGUUUAUGCAGAAUGACCUCUUUAGGAUUCAUUAUAUUAGAUAUUAACAUGUCCUGAUGUGUGUAACAGAAGAAAGAAACUCUCUUCAGUUUGAUGAGACUACACUCAGGGUUUCUCACACACUGAUGUUGCACCUGUUGGGGGGCAGGUGGGCGAGGGUUAGGGGUGAAGCCGGGGUCCUCCAUGUUCAUCAUGUAAUGAUCUAAAACUGUAUAAUUAAAUGUAAGUGGAGAUUUUGUGCUUUGGCUGAAGGCUUUAAUGUGAAACUUUUUACUGCCUCUGUGUGUUGAGUUCAAACUUGCAGUUACACAACAAACAGUCUGUUCAGCCUGCAGCCAUUUAAGCAAACUCUAAACACGUGUGUGUUUGUGUGUGUCUGUGUGUGUUUGUGUGUCCUAAAACAGAAGUCUGGAUCACUUGCAGGAGUUCCCAUCUCUGGGGUAAGGAUGUGUGUUCAUGUUAUGUAACAUUAUUAGAGCCGUCUUUGCACCCUGGUGUGUGUUACAUGUGGCUCUACUGUGGUCAGAUUUAUAACCACACAUCUGUGAAACUGUAAAGUUCAGAUUUAUUCAGAGGUCAUCAAACAUCGUCUUUACAGUUCAGUUUUUAAUCAUUUGUGUUAUUGCGUACAUCUUCUUAUGAACCUCUCCUCUGUCAGUGUCUCGGGGAUCAGUCGGCCGCUCUGGUUGGUCAGAUGUGUCUAAAAGAGGGUCAGGCCAAAAACACGUAAGCUACCAGACUUUGAUUUUUUUGUCCUGAUGAGGUGAAUCUAACCUGUGAUUGGAUCAUGUGACUCUGAUCGCUCUCUCUUCUGUAAAGGUACGGGACCGGCUGCUUUCUGCUCAGGAACACCGGCACAAAGGUAAGAAAAAAACUCAGCAUGAGAAAAACCUUCAGCUGAAGAGUCUCUUCACGUUUGUUUGACGGUUUUUCUUCUGUGUCUCUCAGCCUGUGAUGUCCGAUCACGGCCUGCUGACCACGGUGGCCUACAAGAUGGGGAAAGAGGAGUCAGCCUGCUAUGCACUGGAGGUAUUUAAAGCUUUUCUUUCCUCUUUUUAAUCCUCAUUAAGAUGAUAUCUCACCUCCCUGUCCUGAGAUCCUGAUGUUUUUCUCUCACCCUCUCAGGGUUCAGUGGCCAUCGCCGGGGCAGUCGUACGGUGGCUGAAGGACAACAUGGGGAUCGUAAAGUCCUCAUCAGAAAUCGGUACGCAGGCUGUGACAUCUAAACAAUCUCAGAUGGAAAUUUAGACUGAUUCAUAAACAAAUGCAGCCUCUAAAACUAACGCUGCAGUAAACAUUAGCUUAAACUAGACGGUAUAGAAGCUAGAACUUUUUUUAAAGAGUAAAAACGUUAAUUUUCCGACUGCUCUGAAGCUGAAACCAUAAAAGUGAGCACAAAUAAAGGCUGAGAUGAUCUAAGUGUGUUUUAUGUUUUAAAUCAGUCUCCUUUUCUAACAUCUCCACGUCUCCUCGUCUUGUUUCAGAGACUCUAGCAGCCGCUGCAGGCUCGUCUUACGGCUGUUACUUCGUGCCGGCCUUCUCAGGGCUCUACGCGCCCUACUGGGAGCCGAGUGCGAGAGGGUGAGACAGUCAGCUGUUCAAACACAUCUCAGCUUUCAACUGUAGUUUGACCCUGAGAAGAGGACAGACAUGUUUGUGGAAAUAAUGUGUUUUUUGUUUGUUUGGGUUCGUAGCUUCUUCUCAAAACACCAUAACAAAAAAAAACAGGGAUCUGUCUUCCUGUUUUGAAUCAGCAUGUUCUUUCACUGUGUGCUGCGCUCUCGUGUUGAGUCUGUUUCUCCUUUGUGUUGUUGUGCAGCAUCAUCUGCGGCCUCACUCAGUUCACAAACAGAAACCACUUGGCGUUCGCAGCGCUGGAGGCCGUUUGCUUUCAGACCAGAGAGGUAAACCGAGUUCCCGAGUCCUUCCUCUGAGUUUCAGCUUCUUUUGUGGAUGAGUGAGAAACAUGUGACCGCAGCAGCACCUGUUCAGUGUGACCGGACUGGACCGGUUUCAACAGAGCUGGGCCUGAUCCCAGUCUCCACUCUGAAGGCUGUGCCCUCGGCCUGCAGAUCACGAGACUGAGAGAGCUCCAGACAAAUGUAGACGAUUUAAACGACGAUCUGUCCUGUAGAUUCAAAGGAAAUAACAUAAACCUCUCUGUUUAUCUACAUCUAAAUUCACAAUAAGAUUUUGGUAAGAUGUCUUAUGACGAUCACAUUGUCGCUGACAGAUCCUGGAUGCGAUGAAUCUGGACAGCGGCGUUCCUCUGACUCAGCUGAAGGUCGACGGAGGCAUGACGUCCAACAGAUUACUGAUGCAGCUGCAGGCCGACAUCCUCUGCAUGCCCGUAGGUAAGAGAGCCACCAGACGCUGCGCGUGAAGAUAAAACACAAACAAGUGUGCGUCUAUUUAAAAUGAAGAUCGGUUCAUCUUCAUAAACCUGAGCUGUCAGAGCGGGUGACGGGAGUCUGAACCUGGACUUCAGACUUUUUUAAAGCUCUUGACUUUUGCCCGACUUUGAGAAAAACAAACAAAAACAUGAACUCUGAUCUGAUUCAGGUAGAUAGAGCACAGACGUUCUGUUCACAUGAGCGUGUCCUCAUGAACUUUAGGAGAACAGACGAGACUACACUGACAUUACAAAGUCCAACUUCAUCCAAACCAGACAAUACCAAGUUUGUUUUAAAGCUCCUGAAAGGAAAGAUUCAAACUGAUGUUUUUUAAUGAUGUGCAAAAGCAAAUCAGACCAUCAGCAACAACAUUCAUGAUUUUGAUAGAAGGAGGAAGAUGUCAGCAGAGCAGCUGAAGGAGCUGAAGGAGCUGGAAAAUGCUGCCGGACAGGAACGUCUGGACUGACGAGUCACACCUGCCUGGAGGAUCAGGGAUUAGUCGGUCUGUUUCUAACUUUCUCAACAUUUUUAUCUCCUGUGUGUGUGUGUGUGUGUGUGUCUGAUGUAAAGCGAGACCCACCAUGGCGGAGACCACAGCUCUGGGAGCAGCCAUGGCGGCGGGGGCGGCAGAAGGUGUGGACGUGUGGGAUCUGAGUGUGGAUCACCUCCCACACGUCAUGAGAGAGAAAUAUGAGCCUCAGAUCAACUCUGACGGUAAGACAGGAAACCUGUGACGCACAUUUCCGCUGCUUGAAUCCGCCGUGACCUCUCUCUCUCUUUCUCUUUCCUCACAGAGAGCGAGUACCGCUUCGCUCGCUGGAAGAAAGCCGUCCAGAAAGCCAUGAACUGGGAGACCACGGAGCCGUGCUGCAACAAUGGUGCGUUUAUAAACUUGUAGAAAACUCCAAACCUGAAAUUCAAAGUUAUCUCUGUUUCAUGUCUGAUAGCAGAAUGUUUCCUGAACCUCCAGUGUUGAACCUGUGCAGCAGUCUGACUCUGAUCCAUGUUGGAUCUUCUUCUUCUUCUCUGCUAAUAACAGGUUUAGGAAAGAAGAUGAACGGCGCCCCCUGGGGGGUCCCUCCCACCCCUCCUCCUACCCGAGCAGACCCCUAAGGUCUGAGGUUUACUGCUGCUGCUGCUGCAUGUGAAGUUUUGGGACUUUAACCUGUUUGUGUUCUGACAGGACUGACUUUGGCAUGGUCACAUUUCUGAGUGUUACUAACACAGAGAGGUGAAGGUGGAGACCGACACAGUGAUGAAACUCAAGACUCCUCAGAUAAACUUUGAUUUUUCUGAUGUUUACCAGAGCUUGUAAUUGGACGAAUCAUGAAAUAUAACUAAAGAAAAGUUCAGUCAGAGAUUUGAAGUCAAGUUUUACCGACAGAGGAGUUUAAAAUAUCGUCAUCAGGUCUGUGUCGGUCCAGACCUUGUGUGUGUUUGUGUGUUUGCAUGUUUGUCUGUGUGUAAUAGAGACAUUUAUGUCUGUUGCUCUGCAGUAUUUUUAAAGUGAGAUUAGCAGUACAUUUCAAAAUUAAAGCCCAAGUGGAAUUACUUUGACAAGUACAUCUCAUUGCCAGCAGGGGGCAGACACAGUUACUGGAGAUUUAGCUUUUCAAUUCAUCAAUAAACAUGAUUUAUUUGAGGUUAAAAUCAGAUGAAUCAGGGUGUGUUUUGGUAAUAAUGAGUCUUGACUCUGGUAAUUUCCACACCUUCAAACUUCAUAGGACAGAGAAUAAAACUUAUUAAUAAAUCCUGUGUUAUACAGAGUUAUCGCCCAGGUCUGGGUGAGUUUAUGACCCACAGGGAGGCCUAUCAGCUCAGCCCCUUUGAUGAGAAACUGAUGGAUAAUUUCACCACAUAAUUUAGUCAUUUUUGAGAUAAAUACAAGGCUACACACAAUUUUGGAGUCUUUUUUUUUUAGCAUUUUCCUGUCAGAAAGCCACUUCAUUUCAGCUCUACCUGUGAGUGUGGUCUUCCUGCUCAGAUCAGAGAUGAAGAACAGAACCAAACUUUGAAAAGAAGUUUCAAUAAGACAGUUUUAUAAGUGCCUAAUGUAGAUUUUUACACAUUUGGUUUCAAACUGUCUUUAAAAUAUCCCCAAAAGAUCUGUGGGGUUGUUAUAGAAAAGCCUUUAUUUUUCCAGGGUUCUCGGGGUUCGGAGGUCAAGGUCUCAUUUAUAAAUAAAGGCUUUUUAUGAACCUCUGAAUGUCUCAGAUCUUUUGAAUAAGUUUAUAUUAGAUCCUAACACUGAAGAUAAGCAGAGGGACACGUUUUCACCCUCGUCUUUAUUCCGGUGCAGCUCUCUCUGCUUCUUUUCAGCCUCUCUUUUAACCAACUGUUCUGACUUUAACCGAAGGGAAACUCCUCUCAGUGAAACAUCCUCUGACAUGACCUGUUUUAUUCUCCUCACAGAUCACCAGCAGUGAAUGUUAUACGAAGCCUUCACAGGAAUAUAGACGUUUACUACGGAGCAGGACUGGAAGUAGAGAGUUGUUUCUUAAAGGACGUGACGGCCGCUGGAAGUUUCACGCCGCUGUAACGUAACGGAAAUCCUCAAACCUCAAGUGCCCGCCCAAUGAAAGACUUGUAGAAACAACCUUGAACUGUUUUUGUCUUCCUUAAAGCAGCCUCUUCAAACUAUGAAUUUAGCUUCUUGUACAGAGAAAAUCAGGUGUUUAUAGUCAGACGUAAAGAGAUGCACUAUUGUACCUCAUCACUGUAACAAAGGGACACUGCAAUGUUGUGAUUUUAACAUUUGUACUGUACAGUGUCAGUAUUUCUGCUUCUUCCCUCUGACUUUGGGACUGAAGAGAUGUCAUCUGGACCUCAUGUAAACGGUGACUCCUCAGCGUACGUCCUUUCACAGUCGGCUUUGUUUCUGGAUGAAAUGAAGAGGAAUCGGACGGACGCUUUUGGGUCGAAAUAAUCAACCACUGGAUCUUUUUGAAUGAGCGAUCAGAUUAAGAAGAAAAGAGGACGUUUUGACAUGUUUUCCAUCCGAUUCAGGCGACACGGAGUGGACGCUUUGCAGGCUCUCAACAGCACUUUAUAAUUUAUCCUGAGUGGAGAGGAUGGAUAUGAGAGCCGUGCAUGUUUUUUUUUUUGUAAAGGGAGGAAUGUAUCUGAGCCAGAAUGUUUUUAAGAAGGGAUUUUAUGUUUUUUUAAGCAAACAUGGUACCCAUAUAUGCAAACAGAGAAAGUGAGGGGAGUGGUACUCUGAAACAGGACCCUGUUUUGUAUAUUUUUGGGUCGGAGUGACAAAGAGGUCUAAAAAUCUCGGGGGUUGGAUGUGUAGGAUCAAACAAAUCGACUCACAGGGUUUAGUGAUGCAAAUGACCGACUCAAUUAGUCCUUUGAGGGGCGUGCAACGGUGAAUAAAGACCCCCCAGAGAGAGAGAGAGAGAGAGAGGCAUGUUAAUACAGCUGAGACUCUCACUUUCAAACUACAGGAGUUACUUAGUGGCUAUAAAACGGAUUUAAACUAAUACAGAAGCAAAUGAGACCUUUAGAAAUUAGACUGACUCUGUCUGGACUGUAAGUGUUAAAAAAGCACUUCCAGUCAUAAAUAACAGUACAACAACUGUAUGUACCAUCAGUCAGUUUGACCCCCAAACAUGUCAGAAAUAAACUCUUUAAGGCCCAUGUUUGGAAACUAAGAGUUAGUCCUCAGUUUGAAUCGUUAAGUCACUUGUACUCGAGAGUUUAAUGUCUUAGUCACUGAUAAAAAUUUAACAGGUCACUUUUAUUUGGAAGAAACUAGAAGAUUCAGCUGAUUUUCAGAUUUUAACCCAUCAUUUGAAUAGGAAACAUCUGGUUACUGUAAAAUUAAGUGACUUUUUUCAAUGCAAUGUGUAUAUAAAUGAUCUCUGAUCCUGUCUGUGUGUCAGAGUUUUUUCUCUGUUAUAUUUUUCAUCAAAAUGUGGAGGAAGUUCUGGAGCGCUACAGGAAUGAACAGACGCUGUAACAUGAUGGAAUCAAACUCAUGGAAUAAAUCGAGUUCAGAAGUU